Molecule: messenger RNA, 1514 nt
Organism: Syngnathus acus (greater pipefish)
Lineage: Eukaryota; Metazoa; Chordata; Actinopteri; Syngnathiformes; Syngnathidae
Exons: 5
Coding region: 434-1486 (350 amino acids)
Source: RefSeq, a predicted model, not a curated record
GUGGCACGCGUUUGCGUCCCUGGCCUGGAUCAAUGGAUUGUGCGCAACACGGCCUUGUUCGUUUGUUUGUUUGUUUGUUUGUUUGUUUGUUUGUUUGUUUGUGGCAUCGAUCAAGUGUCAACGGGCUCGCAGAUAUUAAUCAAAACACGAGACUUGUGAAAGGAGGAGGAGAACCAAACGUGCCGGACGCUCGCUCGCUAUAUGGCGUAAGAUCAUGGCGAUGAGCAAAAUAGGCUUUUUGCGUGCAUCACGCAUGCACCCGUCCGUCAUAAAGUUCCCACAAGCAGCCAGCCAAUGGACGAGCAACAAAUGUGCAAAACCUUGAAAGCAUGACGAGGGCGCUUGUUCACUCCAUUUCGUCGCUCUUCACACAGCUCUCUCCAGCUCCGAAGGCUGGUUCACUUAAGACUCGUCUUGGAAAGCGAGAAAGAAGAUGAACUUCUCCAAGCUGCUGUGCUUGGUCCUCGUCUACAUUGAGCAAUUUGGCCGAGCGCUAGAGUGCAAAGGCGUGCAGGAUGGGAGUAAGGAUUGCGAGGGCAAGCAGGACGAACAGGUCAAAUUGAUCAUUCAAGACACAGAGAACGCAGACACCACCUGGUUGAAGGGACUGUCACCCGUCAGCACCCAAGCUAAUAAAUACACAAUAGUUAAUGAUCCUCAACCAAAGUCUCUGACGAUCUUGAGCCUGGAAGAAGCCGACGAGGGAACCUACAAGGCCGCUUACGGCGAUCCCGUAAAAUCUGAAAGCUUCAACGUCAAAGUGAUACCAGUCUGCAAGGGCAGCAGCACCAAGACGAAGUGCAAGGGCAAGAGCGGCGGAAAACUCACAUUGGAAGCCAUCGGUAUCCCCGGUCCCAUCACCUGGGUGAAGGGGUCCACCACCAUUACCGAGUCGGGUACCAAGUACGGUCCAGUUAACCAGUCUACCCUGCUGAUCAAGGAGCUGGCAGAACUCGACCAGGCAGACUACAAGGCCACCGGCACUGGCAGCUCAGCACAAGAGUUUGCCGUCCAAGUGGCGCCAGUCUACAUGGGCAGCACUGAAACACCCAAGCCGUGCGUGGGCAACCUGGACAGAGACAUCGUGUUGAAGAUCGGAGGCUCAGUUAGCAACAAGGAGGUCGUCUGGACGAAGGGCGACGUUACCCUUACGGGUGUCAAAUACGUCAAAAGCGGAAACGAUGAGUCGGUGCUGAAGAUCACGAACCUGGCAGCCAACGACGCGGGAGAGUACAAGGCCGUGUACAACGAUCCAGAGGUUACCGAAAUCUUCAUUUUGGAGGUGAAAAGUGUCACUCCUGACAACGACAAGGCCCCUCCCGGCGGCGGCACCAAGAAGCCCAGCGACGACGGCGGCACCAAGAAGCCCAGCGACGGCGGCGGCCCCAAGAAGCCCCGCAGCGGCGGCGGCGGCAACCUGUCCUACUCACCUGCUCUGCUGGUGACAGUCAUCCUGGUGCAUCUGCUGCUUCAGCUGGCCGCCUAGAAGGCAGCAAGCCAAAGGAGAAGGGAGA